AUGGGAAAUUGUUUAAGUUGUUGUGGAAAAGAUAAUAAUAAUAAUAUUAGAAGAAAUAAUAAUUUAAUAGAAAGAAGACAGCCACUUCCUUUUAUUAAAGGAAUACCUCCUCCUCCACCCCCAGCACUUUUAUUACAAAAACAUUUUGCUAUUCACGAACUUGGUUUGAUUUUUAAAUUUAAAAAAUUUAAAAUCAAAAUUUGUUUAGGAAAACAAAUACUUAAUUCUUCUUCUUUUUCCUCUUCUUCUUCUCCAACACAUCCAAAUGCAAUACUUAAAUCUGUUAAAAGUAAUAGUUCCCCUUCUUCAACAAUUUUAAGUAAUGGAGGGGGAGGUUAUGGAAGUUCUACUACAAAAAGUAUUAGCCAAAAUAGUAAUAAUACAAAUUGUUAUAUUACUCAAAAAAAUAAAAAUAUUACAACAACUCCUUUGACUACACAAAAACAACAAAAUGAUAUUGGGGGAGGAAUUAAUAAUUUAUUUGUUGCACUUUUUGAUUAUUAUGCUAGAACAGAAGACGAUUUAAAUUUUAAACGUGGAGAUUCAUUAGAAAUACUUAACAGUAUGGAAGGGGAUUGGUGGUAUGCUAGAAGUUUAAAUUCUGGUAAAUGUGGAUAUAUUCCAGCUAAUUAUGUUGCUAGAGAUAAAACAAUAGAUGCACAACCUUGGUAUUUUGGUAAAUUACGUCGAAUUGAAUCAGAAAAACUUUUGUUGCUUCCCGUUAAUGAACAUGGCUCUUUUCUUGUUAGAGAUUCUGAAUCAAGAAAAGAUGAAUUUUCCCUUUCUGUCCUCGAUGAUGGAAUUGUUAAACAUUACAGAAUUCGUCAAUUAGAUAAUGGAGGAUUCUUUAUUGCCCGUCGUGUUGCAUUUGCAACACUUCAAGAAUUAGUACAACAUUACCAAGAAGAUGCUGAUGGAUUAUGUGUUGUUUUAACAAAACCGGCAUUAAAAGUUGAAACCCCAAUUACUUCAACAUUUACACACGAUGAUCAAUGGGAGAUUGAUAGGCGUAGUUUAAGAUUAAUUCAUCAAAUUGGGGCUGGACAAUUUGGAGAAGUUUGGGAAGCAAGAUGGAAAUCUUCAACCCCCGUUGCUGUUAAAAAAUUAAAACCGGGUUCAACUGCUUGUGUUGAUGAUUUUUUGACUGAAGCACAAAUAAUGAAAAGAUUAAGACAUCCAAAAUUAUUACAAUUAUAUGCUGUUUGUACAAGAGAAGAACCUUUUUUAAUUGUUACUGAAUUAAUGCAAGAAAAUUUACUUCAUUUUCUGCAAGGAAAUGGUAGAAAAUGUAAUAUACAUCAAUUAGUUGAUGUUUCUGCACAAAUAGCUUUUGGAAUGAGUUAUUUGGAAGAAAAGAAUUUCAUUCAUAGAGAUUUGGCUGCAAGAAAUAUUUUAAUUUCACAUCCAUUUGUUGUUAAAAUUGCAGAUUUUGGUUUAGCUCGUUUAAUACGGGAAAAUGAAUAUGAGGCGCGAGAAGGGGCUAGAUUUCCAAUUAAAUGGACAGCACCAGAAGCAGCUACUCACAAUAAAUUCACUGUUAAAUCGGAUGUUUGGUCUUUUGGUAUUUUGUUAACAGAAUUAGUCACUUUUGGCCGUAUUCCAUAUCCUGGAAUGAGCAAUACGGAAGUUUUGCAUAAAGUAGAGGAAGGAUAUAGAAUGCCUAUACCUCCAAACUGUCCAGCAAUUUUAUAUGAAAUUAUGCUACAAUGUUGGCAUAAAGAUCCAGAAAAAAGGCCAACAUUUGAAACAUUACAUUGGAAAUUGGAUGAAUUAUUUACUUGUGAUGGGUCGGAAUAUAAAGAAGCCGUUAUGAGCUAUUAAAAUUUAAAAAUACCUAAAAAAUGUAAACACAUUCCGUUGAAAUUAAAUAAUUAUUUAAAACUUUUUCUUUGCUCACUAAAAAUCCUUUUCUUCUUUAAAAUGUGGAAUCUUUCAGGGGGGGGG
Molecule: messenger RNA, 1944 nt
Organism: Meloidogyne enterolobii
Lineage: Eukaryota; Metazoa; Nematoda; Chromadorea; Rhabditida; Meloidogynidae
Source: the annotation of a GenBank genome assembly